UCGCGGAGUUCGCUAGAUUAACACGAGUACCGAGUGCGCUCUCAAUCCCGGGCUCUGCGUCUGGCAUCAAUUUUACGAAGCGUGGCUGAGGUAGGGACGGUUUAUGAUAAUAAAGACAGAAAUGGCGUCGACCGGACAAGAAACCUUUCAACGUUUGUCUUGCGACUACGAAAAUCUGUCUUCUCGAUUUAUGCUGCAAGAUCGGAACUACCAGAGACAGUAUGCACAUCUUUAUUCAGAACGGUUGACUCUUAUGAGACCUGCCCUUGAGGAAGCAGCUAGAAGGAAAUGGGGUGAAGACGCUCCUUUAUGUCAUCUGUAUCAGCUGGUUGGUGGUGAGAAACGUAUUGUUGUAGGAACACUCUUUAAAAGCAUGGAGCUCAAACCAAGCAUCCUGAAAGAAAUAAGUGAAGAUCGUAAUCUAACACCCCAGCCUUCGAGAGAAAGGUUCUCCUCCGAUUCUGACUUUCUUGUUCUAGAAGAUGAACUUCAGAGGGUAGUCCUGACGGGAGAUAUUGAUGCACAGACUGCUAUAACAGGUGUGGUGCUAGCAGUGAAAGGAUUUGAGAACGACGAUGGCAAGUUUGAGGUGGAGGAUACAUGCUAUGUGGAUUUACCGAGUAUUGAGGAAUAUCCGCCAUUAGAUGAUGAUCGGUAUCUCAUCUUGAUGUCCGGUCUAGGCAUUGGUAAUGACCAGACUGACCUGAUGAGUCUCCAGCUAAUGGUCGAUAUCAUCACCGGUCAACUCGGGACAGCUGACCAACAGAAGAUGUUCUCCAAGGUGGUGAGGGUCAUCAUUGCUGGUAACAGCCUGAGCGAAAGUACUAGGGACAGAGAUGUUCUUACUACAGCCAAAUAUUUAACAAGAAAAUCUCAAGCAGGGACUGUAGAAGCUAUUAAAACCCUGGACCACUUAUUAGUACAACUCACGAGUUGCAUUCCAGUAGAUCUGAUGGCAGGCGAUUUCGAUCCAGCCAAUUCUAGUCUCCCACAACAGCCGUUUCAUCGAUGCAUGUUCCCACAGUCCAGUGUCUAUUCUACGUUCAACUCCGUCACCAACCCUUAUGAGGCUAAGAUUGCAGGAAUGAGAGUGCUUGGUUCAUCAGGUCAGAAUGUAACAGACAUCUAUCAGUUUACAACUAUGGACGAUAGACUUUCAAUCCUAGAGCAAACCUUGAAAUAUGGUCACAUUGCUCCAUCAGCCCCUGAUACUUUAGCAUGCUAUCCGUACUACAACAAAGAUCCUUUCAUAAUUAAAGAUUGCCCAGCCAUCUACUUCGCAGGAAACCAACCAAGAUUCCAGACCAAGAAAGUAGUGACAGGUUCCGAUGAUGAAGAGGUCUUGCUUGUAACUGUUCCUAGUUUCCAAGAGACCAAGUCCUGUGUGAUAGUCAACCUGAGAACCAUGGAUUGUCAACCGCUUAUCUUCUCGGCCGAUCUCUCAUCUAGCUGAAAAUCACAUCAUAUUCUAUGCUGAUUGAGAGGGGAUGUUUCGCAGAGAUUUAAUGGGGACUUAGGGUUGCACGUAAAUGUCUAGUUGCGUGUGGUAUAAGACCCAUUACCACAUUGGUUGUGUCAUGCUAAGAGGAAGCGCGUUACUGCGUAAUAAUCAAUGCGAUUGCGUGUUACAUAUCAUGUGCGUGUCGGCACUAAGCAUGACUUUAAGUUAUACUUUACUCUUUGUGAAACUCUCCCCUGGAUUUAAGUCUUAAAAGGACUUUCAUCAAGCUCCUCAUGAAACCUGGGGGUGUUUCACAACCCGAAUUAAAUAUGACAACCAGAGUUAAGUUUGAUUUAAGUCAUGCUUAAAUGCCAACGCGCACGUGGUUUGUAAACACGCAAGCUUAUUGAUUGAUGCGCAGUAGUACACGUCCUCUUAACUUGAUUUGACCAUUGCGAUGAGGCCUGUUACACCGCAUGCGAAUGGGAAUUUAGGUGGGUUAAAGUCAUACUUAGCUCUUUGUGAAACUCUCCCCCGGAUUUUAAGUCUUGAAAUGACUUCCAUCACGCUCCUAUUAAACCAGGGUGGUGUUUCAUAAGGCUGUGCAUAAAGUUAUAAACAACUUUAUGCACAAAUGGAACAUGUAUUUAGGUGCGAAAGUUAAAAACAUGGUCAGAAAUAUGUAUAAGGAGACAUCAUGUAACACAAGAAAGGUUCAGCACUCGUCCAUAAUGUUAUUUGUAACUUAGGAAACAGCUUAGUAAUGGCCUGAAGUUAUUCAAGUCUGGGCCCCGUCUUACAAAGAGUUACGAUUGAUCCAAUCGUUGUAAGUCUAUGGAAAUCCAUCAGUGUCAUAAUUUUUCUACUGGAAAACUUGCAAAAUGACCUUUAUGAAAGAGGGAAACACACGAAAUUGUCAUGAGAUCAAUGAAUCUAUGAAAAUACAUCGUAUCUAGAAAUAUUUUUGAACAAACAUGUAUUUUUAAAUGUGGGCAUUGGUGGCUUUCCAUAGUUGAGUUUGAGUAGAUCAAUUCUUUUGUAAGACGGGGCCCAGGUCAUGAGGUCAGUGGCAUUCAUAUAGGUUUACUUUCAAUUGGUCUAAUGCCAAUUUGUCUGCUACCAUUUGGUCUACCAUCAUUUCGUCCUUUAUCCACAUGGUCUAAUUUCGUUCACUCACCAUUAUGUCUAAUAACCAGUUGGUCCAAUGGUGAUUUAGUCCAUAUACCAUUUGGUCUAAUUAGACUAAGUCUUAAUUGGGCGAAAGGAAUGAAAAUAAAAUGGAUAUUAGACCAACUGGUUAUGAGACGAAAUGGUCAUAGACGAAAUGGUGAUUUGACGAAAUGAUGAUUGGACCAAAUGGUUGUUAGAUGAAAUGUUGAUGGACGGAAUGGCAUUAGACUAAAUGAAGGUAGACCAUGUGGUCAGUGGACGAGUUGGCGGUAGACCAAUAGGUAAAUUACCAUUAUAUGCCUGCUCCAGUGGCUGGUCCUAGAAAGACACUAUAUUUUUACAGAAACUUUGCCAGUAUGAAAUCUACCAUGGAAACCUUGCAUUUGAUUGGCUAUCGAGCCCUGUUGCCAUGGUAGUUCACAUAAUGGCGAAGUAACCAUAAUAGCCAAUUCUUUAUAAAAAAAAUCUUAAAUUGUAGUACACUGAACAAGAAUAUUUAAAUGUUUAAAUAUAAGAAUGCUGAACAUGUCUUGACAUUGAUUUUGUUCAGCAGAAAAAUUCGCACUGUGCCAUUAGGUCUUUUUUUUUCAUGUUACAUUAUACGUUAUACGCGGUAUGGUACUUUCUGUUUUUAGCUACACUAAAUGUCCAAUAUUAUUAUUAUUUCAAAUGUUGACAGGCCUGGUACUGCUAUUUAGGCUGAGAUAGGGAUUUCAUUUCAUGAACCUUUUCAUCACUGACAAGUUUUCAUUCUCUGACAAUUACCAUGGCAACAAUCAAAGAUCAGGGGGUCGUUGCAGAAAUAGUUGUGAUUAAUCGCUACCAUAAAAAUCGAAUGCAAUGUGGGGGCGCCGUGUUCUAGUGGUUAAAACUUGCAUCUUUCAAUGCGAGGGAUGCGGGUUCGAUUCCCAGCCUUAGUGUGUUUUACUUUCAGCAAGAAAUUUACCCACAUUGUGCUACACUCAACCCAGGUGAGGUAAAUGUGAACCAGCACGACGUAAUUCCUCAAAAAGCUGUGAGCACCGCAAUAGGUAGACUACAUGUAGCUUAGCUGGAGUAAUAUACAUGUAGGAGCACCUUACAAGGUUGAUACGUGUGCUAAACAAAUCCUAUGUUUACUAUUUAACUUGAUUCUCAACCAAUAUGCGUAUUAGGGACUUUCGCUUGAUUUUCAUUUGCGUUUUAUCACAAUACUUUCAGCAAUGGGCCCCUGAUGGGUGUGUCAUAUAGUUGUUCGUGAGUUACGAGCGAAUUUACUAAAAAUUAAGCCCCGUCUUUUAAGGAGUUGCGAUUGAUCUGAUCAACCACAACUAUGGACGGCCAGCAAUAUCAACAUCAAAAUGCAAAUUUGGUUAAAAUAUUUUCUAGGUAUGAUUUUUAUUCAUACAUUCAUGGAUCUCUUGAAGGUCCACUGUGAUUCUCUUUGUUUGCUAAAGAGAUUGUGCAAAUUUCCUGUAGAAAAAAUUAUGACGUUGCUGGAUUUCAAUAUAUUAUUACUUAUUAUUUGUACUGCGCUUUUCCUAAUAGGCCCAAAGCGUUUAUAAUGAAUUAAGUGUAUUUUAAAAACUACAAAGUACAAAGAGAUGAGAUGUAUAUGAGAUCAAUAUAGCUGAGAUUGAUCUGAUCAUUCAUAACUAUUUGUAAGACGGUGCCGAGGUAACCCUUUCCUUUGAUAAAUGAAGUACAUUAGAUUUUCAUAUGUGUUGAGUAAACUCCUAGAAAGGAUCACCAGUCGCCCAGCAAAGUCACUUGUGAAUUACAAACAGCUUUAUGGAAGUAGUCAGCUUAGUGAAAUCCUUGAUUAUGAAUGGCUGAGAAGUGCUGGUCUGUGACUGUUACUAUGGUUACUGUUGGAGUUGACAAUUUAGUCUGUGCCGACAACUUUCAUCAAACACCCUCCCGUGCUUCUUGGCCAAUCGGAAUCAUGGAUUUCCCUGAAAUUUUCAGAGCUGGCAAUAAGUCAGCGCCGACAGCAGCUAUCAUGCAAUGAAUUGAUUUCUAAAUCAAAUUUGUUCACAGUUCAUCAAAAUUAUGAGGUAUAUCAAUCUUUUCACUGAUAUGUCCAUGUGUUUUAAGGGAUGUCCCCCAGUGACCUGUUCUUCGGAGUAAAUGAAUAUCACAUCCACAUACCUUCUGAACUUGCAGGGGCGAGAGGUGUUACAUGCAUUUUUACAUGAGACUGGAG
Lytechinus variegatus (green sea urchin) is the source of this 4796-nucleotide messenger RNA. Its product is annotated as DNA polymerase delta subunit 2-like. Gene Ontology annotation, cellular component: delta DNA polymerase complex. Bases 104 to 1453 code for a protein of 449 amino acids. Gene Ontology annotation, molecular function: DNA binding. The record is from RefSeq and is a predicted model, not a curated record. NCBI's taxonomy places the organism in Eukaryota, Metazoa, Echinodermata, Echinoidea, Temnopleuroida, Toxopneustidae. Gene Ontology annotation, biological process: DNA replication; DNA strand elongation involved in DNA replication. The transcript is spliced from 11 exons.